CUUCAAAGAAAUUAUUAAACCAUCUUUGUUCGUUAGUUCCUUGAAGCUUGCUUAUUUGAAGAUGGGUUCAUCGGAUUAGUUGAAUCGGAGACUAAUUAAAGUAUUGGUCGACUGAGAGAUAUAAAAUCGGUUGGCUCUUAAACAGAAAGUCAAUUAGGAAAUGCCAGGACUAGAUAAACAAAAAGAUAACAAGCACCUACAUGACCUUGAGCGGAGAUCUAGGGAAGGUCUUUUCAUUUGCAACGGUUGCAAAGAGAUAGGGUUUGGGAAUUGCUACAAAUGUCCCUGGGUGUGGUUUUGCGAUUACGUCCUUCAUGUGGGUUGUAUAAGUGAAGGUCACACACCCUUAUCAAAUUCAUUAUUCAAAAACUGCGAGUUUCAAUUUUACCAGACAAAUCCUUCAACUGUAGCCCCAGCCUGCCACAUUUGUGCCUUAGACAUACAAGGACGCAUGUACCGUUGUUCUAAAGGGAAAUACAGUUUACAUCCCUACUGCGCGACACUUCAGACGACCUUCUCCCUUCGAGAUUCCGACAUGAAAAUCAAACUUCGCAGAGGGACCAAGUUGAAUUUCUUUAAAUCGAAAUGCUUGAAAUGCGAUAGGAAGAACAGAUCAUCAAACGAUGUCCAAUGUUUGUCCUAUGUUUCCUCGGAUGGUAACCUAUGUUACCAUGUGGCAUGCAUGAAAGAAGCAUGUCGCGAUAACUGGAAUAAGGGUUAUUUUCGACCUGGUUCUGAAACUAAUGGGCAGAGUAAAUUCCUUGCACUACAAAAUCUAGCUCCAAAAGAAGUACUAUCAAGCGUUGGGCAAACUUCGGAAGUUUCGUUGAUCACAUUUCUCAAGCUGGUCGUUUAUGCUAUACUUGGAGAGCCAUUUGAUUUAAUUGCCCCUUUAUUUCAGUUUUCUCAGAACUAGUUAGAUAAGGCUUGUUGUUAUGUUUAUGCUUGGUUUGUUAAAUAAGGCUUGAACCUGUUCAUGCAACAAGUUGAGCCAAAUUUCAAGUGUGAUUUGUUUUUGAAACAACUUGGUUUGUUGUCGUUCCAACUUCAGUUGGAUUAGAGAGUAGAACGUUGAGUUGGAACAGAGUGCUUAUCAACAAAGUAGAGUGCAAAGUAAGCUGGGAAAUAACAAGUAAUAUUUGUUAACCUAA
Molecule: messenger RNA, 1151 nt
Organism: Gossypium raimondii (Peruvian cotton)
Lineage: Eukaryota; Viridiplantae; Streptophyta; Magnoliopsida; Malvales; Malvaceae
Exons: 2
Coding region: 161-916 (251 amino acids)
Source: RefSeq, a predicted model, not a curated record